Molecule: messenger RNA, 2873 nt
Organism: Odocoileus virginianus texanus
Lineage: Eukaryota; Metazoa; Chordata; Mammalia; Artiodactyla; Cervidae
Source: RefSeq, a predicted model, not a curated record
UCGUUAACAUUCUGUACUGGAAUCUGUCUGGGCUUUCAGUUAACUGACUUUUUUCAGUUUGGGGAAAGUGGUGUGUUUCUUUUCUACUUAGUUUAAACCUAAUUGUUUGGUUAGAAAUGAAGCCUGUUGGCUUAAAAAGCGUCAAGGUUUGUGAGCCAAAGAGCUCUGUACACCUCGAUGGUCAGCCCCGUUCAUUAGGCCAGAGUAGAAGGAAGGUCAAGCUUAUGGAUGAACGGUCAUAUACUCUUUCAAUUGGCAACGGAGACUAUUUUUGGACAAAUAAAGACACAUUGUGGAACUAUGUGCAGACUCUCUCUGAUCAGGGAGCAGAGAAACAUGAAGGGACAGGUCCAUCCUCUGGGAUCACUGAUCAGGAGAAGGAGUUGUCCACCAAUGCUUUCCAAGCUUUCACAGCUGGAAAUUACGAUGUCUGUCUGCAGCAUCUUGCCUGCCUACAAGAUAUAAACAAAGAUGAUUAUAAAAUAAUUUUGAAUACAGCAGUAGCUGAGUUUUUUAAAAGUAACCAGACAACAACAGAUAGUUUGAGACAAACACUUAACCAGCUGAAGAAUCAGGUACACUCGGCUGUUGAAGAAAUGGAUGGGUUGGAUGAUGUUGAAAACAGCAUGUUGUAUUACAAUCAAGCAGUCAUCCUGUAUCAUCUGCGGCAGUAUACAGAGGCCAUAUCCGUUGGUGAAAAACUUUAUCAGUUCAUAGAACCUUUCGAAGAAAAAUUUGCCCAAGCAGUGUGUUUUUUGCUCGUAGACCUGUAUAUAUUAACCUACCAAGCUGAGAAAGCUUUACAUCUUCUUGCUGUUCUGGAAAAAAUGAUUUCACAGGGAAACAAUAACAAAAAUGGAAAGAAUGAGACCGGUAAUAAUACCAACAAAGACGGAUCUAAUCAUAAAGCUGAAGGUGGAGCGCUAAUAGAAGCUGCAAAGUCAAAAAUACAUCAGUAUAAAGUAAGAGCAUAUAUCCAAAUGAAGUCCCUAAAGGCAUGCAAAAGGGAAAUCAAGUCCGUCAUGAAUACAGCUGGGAAUUCUGCACCUUCCCUGUUUCUUAAGAGCAAUUUUGAGUACUUAAGAGGCAAUUAUCGAAAAGCUGUGAAACUGUUGAAUAGUUCAAACAUUGCUGAGCAUCCAGGAUUCAUGAAAACAGGUGAAUGCUUGCGGUGCAUGUUCUGGAAUAAUCUUGGUUGUAUCCAUUUUGCCAUGAGCAAGCACAAUUUGGGAAUUUUCUACUUUAAGAAGGCUCUGCAGGAGAAUGACAACGUCUGUGCCCAGCUCAGCGCAGGCAGCACCGAUCCAGGCAAAAAAUUUUCAGGAAGACCUAUGUGUACAUUACUAACCAACAAGAGGUAUGAGUUGCUCUAUAACUGUGGGAUUCAGCUGCUUCACAUUGGAAGGCCGCUCGCUGCGUUUGAGUGUCUGAUUGAAGCGGUUCAGGUUUAUCACGCAAACCCCCGCCUCUGGCUGAGGCUGGCUGAAUGCUGCAUUGCUGCCAAUAAGGGAACUUCUGAACAAGAAACCAAAGGUCUUCCAAGUAAAAAAGGAAUUGUACAGUCUAUUGUUGGUCAAGGCUAUCAUCGUAAAAUAGUUCUGGCAUCACAGUCGAUCCAGAAUACUGUUUAUAAUGAUGGACAGUCCUCAGCCAUUCCUGUAGCCAGUAUGGAGUUUGCGGCCAUUUGUCUCCGAAAUGCCUUGCUACUCUUACCUGAAGACCAGCAAGAUCCGAAGCAGGAAAAUGGAUCUAAAAACAGUAAUCAGUUAGGGGGCAACACGGAGAGCAGUGAAAGCAGCGACGCUUGCAGCAGUAAAAGCCACGAUGGAGACAAAUGCAUUCCAGCUCCUCCUUCUUCCCCAUUGAGAAAACAGGAGUUAGAAAACUUAAACCCGCGCCUUUUGUCUUCCAGAUGCUCCAUACUCGCCUGCAGUGCCUACGUGGCUCUGGCUUUGGGUGAUAACCUCAUGGCUCUGAAUCACGCAGAUAAACUUCUUCAGCAGCCCAAGCUGUCAGGAUCUCUGAAGUUCCUGGGUCAUUUAUAUGCUGCAGAAGCCCUCAUCUCUCUGGACAGAAUCUCUGAUGCUAUUACUCACUUGAACCCGGAGAAUGUCACUGAUGUCUCCUUAGGGGUCUCUUCAAACGAGCAGGACCAAGGAUCAGACAGAGGUGAAAAUGAAGCGAUGGAAUCCUCUGGGAAACGGGCCCCUCAGUGCUACCCCAGUUCCGUCAACUCAGCCCGGACGGUGAUGCUGUUCAACCUGGGCAGCGCCUACUGCCUGAGGAGCGAGUAUGACAAGGCCCGGAAGUGUCUUCACCAGGCGGCCUCAAUGAUCCAUCCCAAAGAGGUGCCCCCUGAAGCCAUCCUGUUGGCUGUCUACCUUGAGCUACAGAAUGGUAAUACCCAGCUGGCCUUACAGAUCAUCAAAAGGAAUCAGCUGCUCCCUGCAGUGAAAACACUCUCUGAAAUGAGAAAGAAGCCAGUGUUCCAGCCUGUCCACCCGAUCCAGCCCAUCCAAAUGCCAGCGUUCACUGUGCAGAGAAAAUGAUAGUUUGCUCGUGAAAAACUGUUACCUGAGACCCAGGGGAAUAUUUACAAGCCUUUUUAGUUGUAUCACAGCAAAAUGAAUAAAAGACAUGCUGAAGGGUGCUAGUUUUGAAGACACAAUUUUGAAACAAUUUUAACCCCUGAUUUUUAUUUUAUUUUAUUUUAUUUUAAUUUUUUUGGCUGGAAGCUUACAUACAGUUAAGGAUUCACAAACUCAUUUUCAUCUGUUUUCCAUAUCUUUGCUAGAUUAUUCAUUUUAAGCCAUUAUGUGAUAUAUCUGUCAAAGGCAAUUAAAACACAGUCUUAUCAGAACAGUCUUGUUAAA